AUGCGUAGCCGCAGGCCCGCAGCCCUGCAGCCUCCGUUCGCCCGCGUCUGCAGUAAAACCCAUUUUUGGGGUUUUGGGUCGCCGAAGGCCUCUCUCUCCCUCGUCCCCUCCAGGCUCCAAGCGCCAACUCUUUGAUUCUUGUGUAGUUUUGGCUAAACACUUCCUCCAUCCCGUGGAUUUUAGGUCUCUCUAAUUUAACCUUCUGUUUCAGUUGCUUCGAGAGUGGUUGAAACAACAUCAAAAGCAGAAGAAGAUGAUUAAUCGUCUCACUCGGAAUCUGCUGAGAGAAACAGUAAAUCAGGUGGUAUUGAAGUCUGGUUGUGUGAAACAAUCUACUGCUGUUGCCAACCGUAUGACCAAGGUUAUAGUGGGAGCUGAUGGAUUUUCUCUUCUAUUUAGAGGCUUCAGGAGUGGGGAAUUUAUCGUUGGCAGUCAAUCAGCAUACCAACUGACAAAUAACUAUAGAGCAAAUACUGUUACUCCUUGCUUUGUGAGAUCCUUCGCAUCAACAACCUCUGAGCCUCCAAGAGAAAACCAAUCCGAGCCUAGGAAAGACAUAUCAACUGUUGAGGAUCCCUUUGAUGCUCCCACUUACAAUAUACCAGAGAAGCCUGUGACCUUUGCAGAGGGGGCUUCAUACAGUGUUAUCAUUCUUGCUGGGCUUGGCAUAGCUGCGGCCGCAGGAUAUGCUGUUUUCAAAGAGCUUAUCUUUGAACCAAAAGAGUACAAGAUUUUUGGGAAGGCUCUGGAUAGGGUUCAAAAUGACAGUCAGGUUAGGGUGAGAAUUGGUUCUCCUGUUACUGGAUAUGGCCAGGAAAGUCGAAAUCGUGCUGCCCGACAACGGAUUCCCAAUAGGAUAUGGACAGAUGAAGAUGGCAUUGAGCAUGUUGAGGUUAAUUUUUAUAUCCGUGGACCGCACGGAGCUGGCAAAGUUUAUGCUGAGAUGUUUAAAGACAAGGUGGAGAGACAGUGGAAAUUUACAUAUUUGAUUGUUGAGAUCAAAUCUCCUUCCCCAACACAACUGAUGCUAGAAUCUUACGUUCCUGCCUGAAUUACAUAAAGGGAGGGGAGGCAAGGAGGUGGAAGAAAAAAAAAUCUUCAUAGAGAGAGAAGGUACUCUGUGAAUGCCGGAGAAACUGAGGAUGCUGACGGAGGCAGAGGCGGCGGCGCCAACGAAGAGAGAGGCGACGGCGAACGCCUUGAAAGGCAUCAGCCGAGAAUCGCCGGCGUAACCUUUUCUGUAAGAGUUGAUUCCCCACGCCAACUGGGCCGUGCUCGCCAGUGCCCACCACCAGUGGCUUCCACCGCCGGCUCGGUUCUCCAUAUGAUGAUUUCUCCUUGGUUUUCGGAUUUGCCACCCACGCCCCUUCUUCGUUGGUUUCUUUUGAUAUGGGCCUACUUCUUGUUGGGCUUCAUGAGUCAAUAUUUUCCAUAGUGAACACUGGGCCCAACCAAAUAAAAUUAAAUUAUUAAACU
Messenger RNA from Malania oleifera, 1476 nucleotides. RefSeq names its product probable mitochondrial import inner membrane translocase subunit TIM21. The transcript has 9 exons. Gene Ontology annotation, cellular component: TIM23 mitochondrial import inner membrane translocase complex. NCBI's taxonomy places the organism in Eukaryota, Viridiplantae, Streptophyta, Magnoliopsida, Santalales, Ximeniaceae. Gene Ontology annotation, biological process: protein import into mitochondrial matrix. The record is from RefSeq and is a predicted model, not a curated record. The coding region runs from base 254 to 1051 and encodes 265 amino acids.